AUAUUUAUAGCUGACACAACUGUCAACUUGUCAGACGAAAGUUGAUAUUUCUCCGGUUGCCUCUACUAGUCAAGGAACAUUUCCACAAUGCGACUGAGCUUGCUUCGUAACGCAAAGUUGGUGCCCCAAUUGAAGGAACUUCGGUUGCAUUUAUGCCAAACUAGCGACGCAUCUAAGGGAGCAAGGGACUUCGUUCAAAGGCACUAUGUUAACUUGAAGAAGGACAACCCAAAUUUGCCGAUUUUGAUUCGCGAAUGCGGUGGAAUUCAACCAAGACUAUGGGCUAGAUAUGAAAAAGGAAAGGAAACAUCAGUACCACUAACGAACCAAUCAGCUGACGAUAUUAUGAAGCAAGUGGAAGCUUUAGGAAAGUAAAUUCUUCCUUAUGGUAUUUGUUGAUGCUUUGAAGGAGUAAAUAAAUUUAGUUUACAUGUAUAA
Hermetia illucens (black soldier fly) is the source of this 438-nucleotide messenger RNA. RefSeq names its product NADH dehydrogenase [ubiquinone] 1 alpha subcomplex subunit 2 (gene ND-B8). The coding region runs from base 88 to 375 and encodes 95 amino acids. The record is from RefSeq and is a predicted model, not a curated record. The transcript has 3 exons. NCBI's taxonomy places the organism in Eukaryota, Metazoa, Arthropoda, Insecta, Diptera, Stratiomyidae.